Molecule: messenger RNA, 2126 nt
Organism: Aptenodytes forsteri (emperor penguin)
Lineage: Eukaryota; Metazoa; Chordata; Aves; Sphenisciformes; Spheniscidae
Exons: 20
Coding region: 1-1974 (657 amino acids)
Biological process (GO): visual perception; G protein-coupled receptor internalization; signal transduction
Molecular function (GO): G protein-coupled receptor binding; 3',5'-cyclic-nucleotide phosphodiesterase activity
Source: RefSeq, a predicted model, not a curated record
AUGCCUGGCACAGGCACUGGCACGGCGUUGGCAUGGUUGGUGCAGGAACUGGCGCGGCUAAUGCGGGCACCGGCGUGGCUCGUGCUGGUGUCGGUGUGGCUGGUGCAGAGGGCGGUGUGGCUCGUGCUGGUGUCGGCGUGGCUGGUGCAGAGGGCGGCGUGGCUCGUGCAGGGCCGUGUGUACCGCGGGGCCGGCUCUCCAGGCCAGGGCUCCCAGAAAAAAAAAGGCACGCUGAGCACCCUCCACCCUCCGGUGUCCGAGGUCAUCGGGGUGGCAGAGCUGGUCAACAAGAUCAACGGCCCCUGGUUCAGCAAGUUCACGAUCCUGCCCCCUGUCCCCCCUCUGCUCCCAGAGGUCAUCGGGGUGGCAGAGCUGGUCAACAAGAUCAACGGCCCCUGGUUCAGCAAGUUCGACGAGGACCUGGCCACCGCCUUCUCCAUCUACUGCGGCAUCAGCAUCGCCCACGUGUCGGACGAGAAGUACACCAAGCUGCUGAGCGAGGGCAUCCAGCCCGUGUCGACCAUCGACCCCAACUUCGCCAGCUUCACCUACACGCCCCGCUCGCUGCCCGAGGACGACACCUCCAUGGCCAUCCUGAGCAUGCUGCAGGACAUGAACUUCAUCAACAACUACAAGAUGGACCGCCAGACGCUCACCAGGUUCUGCCUGAUGGUGAAGAAGGGCUACCGCGACCCCCCCUACCACAACUGGAUGCACGCCUUCUCCGUCUCCCACUUCUGCUACCUGCUCUACAAGAACCUGGAGCUUGUCAACUACCUGGAAGACAUCGAGAUCUUUGCCCUCUUCAUCUCCUGCAUGUGCCACGACCUGGACCACAGAGGCACCAAUAACUCCUUCCAGGUGGCCUCGAAAUCGGUCCUGGCCGCGCUGUACAGCUCGGAGGGCUCCGUCAUGGAGAGGCACCACUUCGCCCAAGCCAUCGCCAUCCUCAACAGCCAGAGCUGCAACAUCUUCGACCACUUCUCCCGCAAGGACUACCAGCGCAUGCUGGACCUCAUGAGGGACAUCAUCUUGGCCACCGACCUGGCCCACCACCUGCGCAUCUUCAAGGACCUCCAGAAGAUGGCAGAAGCCCCCGCGUCCCUGCCGGCAUGUCCCCUCACCCUGCGGUGUUCCCUUGCAGACGGAGUGGUGCUGGUGGAUCCCGAGUACCUGAAGGAGAGAAAAGUCUUCGUGACGUUGACCUGCGCCUUCCGCUACGGCCGUGAGGACCUGGACGUGCUGGGGCUGACCUUCCGCAAGGACCUCUUCGUGGCCAACGCCCAGGCCUUCCCCCCGGUCCCCGAGGAGAAGAAGCCCCUGACGCGGCUGCAGGAGCGGCUGAUCAAGAAGCUGGGCGAGCACGCCUACCCCUUCACCUUCGAGGCGGCCCUGGACAAGGAGAUCUACUACCACGGAGAGCCCAUCAGCGUCAACGUCCAUGUCACCAACAACACCAACAAGACGGUGAAGAAGAUCAAAAUCUCAGUGCGCCAGUACGCCGACAUCUGCCUCUUCAACACCGCCCAGUACAAGUGCCCGGUGGCCGUGGAGGACGCCGAUGACAUGGUGGCCCCGAGCUCGACGUUCUGCAAAGUCUACACCCUGACCCCCUUCCUCGCCAACAACCGGGAGAAGCGGGGGCUGGCGCUGGAUGGCAAGCUCAAGCACGAGGACACCAACCUGGCCUCCAGCACGCUGUUAAGAGACGGAGCCAACAAGGAGAUCCUGGGCAUUAUCGUCUCCUAUAAGGUGAAGGUGAAGCUGGUGGUGUCCCGAGGAGGCCUGCUGGGAGACCUCGCCUCCAGCGUUCCAGAAAAUGAGGCGCCCAUAGAUACAAAUCUGAUAGAGCUUGACACAAAUGACGACGACAUCGUGUUCGAAGACUUCGCCCGCCAGCGACUCAAAGGCAUGAAGGACGACAAGGAGGACGAGGAGGAGCAGACAAAUUCCCCGCAGCUCAACGACAGAUAAGCGAGCCCCCCCCAGCUCGCCGGGCCGGCGUGCGCCAGUAACACCCGUGCAUUAGGCUUCUUCUCUUUUGUAUAAUUAUUAAUUUUGUUUUCUACCUGUACCGGGAGCCUAUGGAUUGCCUGAUGGCGACAGCAAUUAUAACCUUCCAGCUG